UUUGUGUUGACCUUUAGGUUGACUUUUUCUUUGGAUAUGGCAGCUUCAUCCCUUCUUCUUCUCCACAAACCCACCUGCAAUUUCUAUUUCGGUGCUUCCUCUGUUCCUGCUCCAUUUCGAAUCUUCCCUUUGACUCGAAGACGAACGAUUAGGUCUGUCCCUGGCUCUAAUUCUAUGGCCGAUUUAGUCAAAACCAAUGCUCGCAGAGACGGCGAAGAGCCAUUUCGUGCGAUCGAGCAAGAGGCUUUCAUCAAUACUUCUUCGGAGCUUCAUAACGACGCCGGCGGUGGGAUUGAAGCCGUCGCUAAUCGUUUGAGCAAAUGGAUUGUAGCUGCUCUAUUUGGAUCUGUUCUGCUUCUACGGCAUGAUGGUGCAGCACUUUGGGCUGUGAUUGGAUCGGUUUCAAACUCUGCCCUUUCCGUAGCUUUGAAACGUAUACUUAACCAAGAGAGACCCGUUGCUACACUGCGUUCUGAUCCUGGGAUGCCAUCUUCUCAUGCCCAAUCCAUUUCUUUCAUCUCUGUGUUUACUGUCUUGUCUGUUAUGGAGUGGCUUGGAACCAAUGAAUUGUCUCUGUUCCUUAGUGGCCUCGUCCUCGCUUUGGCUUCUUACUUUACAUGGUUAAGGGUUUCUCAGAAGCUUCACACAACAAGUCAAGUUGUCGUAGGUGCAAUCGUGGGUUCUGUUUACUCCACCUUAUGGUAUGUAACCUGGAAUUCACUUGUUCUUGAAGCCUUUACCUCAUCAUUCUCAGUACAAGUAGCUAUACAAACGUUGAAUCCCGAUUCAUGGUCUUACACGCACCUGAGAAGUGUGGUCCAUACAACAUCAUCCUCCUUCUAUGGCAUUUCAUUGGUCAUCUUCUCUGCAUCACUAAGACGUCCUGCUCUACACAGCAGAUCAACCAUACAUCCAUAGGGUUCCUUGGCUGCUCUACACAGCAGAUCAACCCAGGUUAAGCUGUCCCGAAUGGAUGCAGCGGUGAGAACACAGAUGAAUGUUACAGAGUCGGGUGAAGACGCCAGAAUCAACAAGCAUCGCUGAGAAAAAUAGUAGUGCUUCGACAGAGUUGGUUGCAGUUACGUAUCCGUUGAAGAUGGCUGUCCAUGGAACAAUAUCUCAUAUCUCUGUGUGGCAUUUGAUCAAACAGGUGGCGAGCAGCACGCAAAUUCCCGCAUUGAUGAGAAUGAGAUGUCGAGGCUGAGAUGUUGUCUAUCGAAUUUAGCAAGCAGUGUAAUCGAAGCAGCUGUACAAAACCGUUGGACUGCGCUGCCAUGCCUCACAGUUAAAAAUCAAAUUUAUCUGAAUUACCCGGAUAUGCCUUUAUAUGCAAGUAAUAAAUUCUAAAUUCUAACUA
Molecule: messenger RNA, 1357 nt
Organism: Capsella rubella
Lineage: Eukaryota; Viridiplantae; Streptophyta; Magnoliopsida; Brassicales; Brassicaceae
Product: lipid phosphate phosphatase epsilon 2, chloroplastic
Exons: 5
Coding region: 37-918 (293 amino acids)
Biological process (GO): lipid biosynthetic process; protein N-linked glycosylation
Cellular component (GO): intracellular membrane-bounded organelle; endoplasmic reticulum membrane
Molecular function (GO): dolichyldiphosphatase activity
Source: RefSeq, a predicted model, not a curated record